Messenger RNA from Capsicum annuum, 1936 nucleotides. RefSeq names its product NAC domain-containing protein 92. Gene Ontology annotation, biological process: regulation of DNA-templated transcription. The transcript has 3 exons. Lineage: Eukaryota; Viridiplantae; Streptophyta; Magnoliopsida; Solanales; Solanaceae. Gene Ontology annotation, molecular function: DNA binding. The record is from RefSeq and is a predicted model, not a curated record. Bases 537 to 1607 code for a protein of 356 amino acids.
AAUGAACAUAUAAAAAUGACAAAAGCAGUUGAAAAUUGUUGAAUGCAUGGUUUUAGGGAUGAGUUGUAUUUGGUCAAAUUACAAAAAAAAAAAAAAGAAAAGAAAAAAAAAAAGAUGGCUAUAAAUUUGUAUCAUGGUUAGGAAGACUUAUAAAGAAGAAGGCCUAAACAACUUUCUUCCCCCUUACCCCCUCCCCCCUCCCCCACGCCACCCCAUAGUUAGUUCCUUAAAUUUCACGUUUCUAUCUCACAAACAAAAAAACUCUAUAUAUGUCCUUGUAUUCUUGUCACUUCUUUUUUUCAUGUUAGUUCCCAUGGCUUCUCUUUAUCCUAAUUUUCUUCACUUUUCUCAUUCUUGAUUUAGUAUUCUUUCUCAUGUUUUUCUUUUUAUAAAAAAACUGUUUGGCAAAAACCCCAGUUUUCUAACUUUAUUUCAAAGCCAGCUGGAAUCGGUGGUCAUGAAAAAAACAUUAGUGUACAUUUAUAAGACAUCAACUAUAUAACAAAACCAGUUUUCAAGAAUCUUGAGGUUGAGUUAUGGAGAAUUAUGUAGGAGUUGUUAUGGAUGAUGACCAGCAUCAUCAAAUGGAGCUGCCACCUGGAUUUCGAUUUCAUCCAACUGAUGAAGAGUUGAUUACUCAUUAUUUGAGUAAAAAAGUUGUUGAUAGUGAUUUCUUUGCUAUGGCUAUUGGUGAAGUGGAUUUGAACAAGGUUGAACCUUGGGACCUUCCAUGGAAAGCGAAAAUGGGGGAGAAGGAAUGGUAUUUUUUCUGUGUGAGAGACAAGAAGUACCCAACAGGGCUGAGGACAAACAGGGCAACUGCCGCGGGUUAUUGGAAAGCUACUGGAAAGGACAGAGAGAUUUUCAGAGGAAAAUUUCUGGUUGGCAUGAAGAAAACUCUGGUUUUCUACAAAGGGAGAGCACCAAAAGGUGAAAAGACUAAUUGGGUCAUUCAUGAAUUUAGAUUAGAAGGAAAAAUGUCUCUUCAGAAUCUGCCCAAGACUGCAAAGAAUGAAUGGGUGAUUUGCAGAGUAUUUCAAAAGAGCAGUGGUGGAAAGAAAAUCGACAUUUCAGGGCUUCUGAAUUUGAAUUCUAAUGAGAAUAAAAUGGGGAAUUCCUUUCUGCCAACAUUAACAGAUCCUUCUUCGUCUUCUUCUUCUUCUUCUCCAUUUACUGGUACUGCUGCCAAAUCCGGUCACGUGCACUGCUUCUCCAAUUUGUUCACUGCUCAAAACAAUUGUUUCAACAAUUUUCCUUUGCCUGUUGUGUCAAAUCCAAUGGAUGUUUUCGCUGCAAGUUCGCUUCCAAACACAUUUUCCUGUAACCAAAUAGUCCCAGUUCAGGGAACAUUCAGUGCAAAUCCAGGUUCAGUUGGGGUUCAAGAUCCUACGAUUCUUCAGACUUCACUUGAGAAUUAUGGUCAGGAUUUCAAGAAAGAGGGGGUGUAUGGUGUAUCUCAAGAAACCGCGGUAAUUAGCACUGAUAUGAAUGCUGGAAUUUCGUCAAUUGUUCCAAAUCUUGAAAUGAAAAGGCCGUUUGUUGAAGAUCAGGUGCCAUCAGCUACUAUGGUUGAUCUACAUGGUCUCAAUAGCCUCUGGAGUUGCUGAAAUUCGCGUGCAUUGAAGACAGUAAAGCAUAUUGCACCAGGGUUGUAGCGCUGAUGGCGUAAAAACUCUUUUGCAUCGUCAGUGAAUAUAAGUUUAAUCCAUGCGCAAAUAUUACUAGUAGUAUGUUAAUGUUUUGUUUUGAUGUUUUUUGUUUAGCAAGUUGCCUCUCAUGGGCAAUUCUCUUAUGGUGAUGUGGAAGUUAAUAUUAAUUUAGUAGUGAAGUGGUGUAAGCAUGAGACUGUGGGAGAUCAAAGUUGGUGACUUUAUAAUCUUUACUUUUGUGUUCUUUUCUUUGGAAAAAUUAUGUGCCGCGGACCCUCUUCGCUCUC